Messenger RNA from Penaeus vannamei (Pacific white shrimp), 750 nucleotides. RefSeq lists its product as uncharacterized. Gene Ontology annotation, molecular function: protein binding. The record is from RefSeq and is a predicted model, not a curated record. NCBI's taxonomy places the organism in Eukaryota, Metazoa, Arthropoda, Malacostraca, Decapoda, Penaeidae.
GAUAACAUACGGGAGCGUGGGGCAACAGCUGCCAUAAUUGGUUGAGGCCUGAACAUCACCACCAGGAAAUACAUCUUGGUGCAAAAUAAGCGUCAGGAACAACAUAUAACAGCUGCUUCUCCACGCCCAACCCUCGCCUUCCGUCUCUCGAUGCCGCGCGUGUGUCCAGUGUGUCGCGAGGACUACGCGGAGGGGCUCACGGCUCCUGUGUCCCUGUCCUGCGGCCACAGCUUCUGCAGGAGGUGCCUUCAGACGCUGCUAGGGCUGACGCAGGUUCUCAAGUGCCCCGUGUGUCGAGUUCUCCACGCGGGAGCCUCUCUCGAUGAGCUCCCGGAUAACUUGGCUCUGAUGGAGGAGCUCGCCCCGCCGGCGGAGGAGGAGGCCGUUGAGGGUUUCAUGAAGCUCAUCAUCAUGAACUUGGAAGACCUGAAGUUCACGCUGCACGUCAAACCAACGGAUAACUUUAGCCGAGUGAAGGAGUAUCUGUGCACUCACUACGGCAUCACCCCCGACCUCACGCGCCUCAUCUACAGAGGGAGGAGGCUCCAGGACGACAAGACGCCGAGGGACUACAAGAUAACGUGCGGGACGGUCAUCCAGAUGGCGACCUGCUACGAGUCCGGUGUGUCGUGGCGGGUUCAGGGUCGAGUCUGUGGAGAGUGAAAAAGGGGGGGGGGAAUAGAUUAGUGAAUUAGAAAAAUAUUUUUAUUUACUUACAUAUAUACAUAUACACACAGUCACACGCACACA